This is a messenger RNA of Alternaria burnsii, 3843 nucleotides long. RefSeq lists its product as uncharacterized. The transcript has 4 exons. Bases 1 to 3843 code for a protein of 1280 amino acids. Gene Ontology annotation, cellular component: cytoplasm. The record is from RefSeq and is a predicted model, not a curated record. NCBI's taxonomy places the organism in Eukaryota, Fungi, Ascomycota, Dothideomycetes, Pleosporales, Pleosporaceae.
AUGAGUCGACUCAAACUCUACGUUGCAGGUUCGGCCGUCGUGGCCAACCUCGUGCUGAUGCGCGCAUACUAUGAGCGCCCAAACUUCUACUCGGCCGCCGUCUACAUCUCCCAGAGCACCGGCUCGCUCAUGUUCCUGGUCAAUCUCAUGCUCAUAGUCGCCGCGAGCUUUGGUUAUGGACUCCAACGACUCUUCUAUGGCCCUCUGCGCCCCAUCGAGACGGAGCAGCUAUACGACAAGGCUUGGUUUGCUGUGAGCGAGACAUUACUAGCAAUGACCAUCUUCAGAGACGAUCUUGGCAUGUGGUUCUUCGCCAUGUUCCUCUGCUUGCUCGCAGGCAAGGUCUGGCAGUGGAUCGGGGAGGGAAGGGUCGAGUUUCUCGAGCAACAGCCGCCCGCGAAUCCAAAGUUGUUCCACACCCGCCUGAUGAGCUCCCUGCUACUUUCCGUUGGCUUCGAUAUAUUCAUGAUGCAAUACUGCAUCGAUUCCAUUCUCUCAGAGGCGCGGCCUGGUGUCAUGGUCAUGUUUGGCUUCGAAUACGUCCUCCUGGCGACCGCAUCCAUUUCGACUCUGCUACGAUACACGCUCUCGCUCGUCGAACUAUUCAUCACACAGCGCCAAGAGAAGGCACGAGAGGAGGCUCGCAGAAUUGCAAGAGAACAGACACGUCAACAGGCAGCAGCAGCUGGAGCUGAAGCGCCUGUCGAGAUAGAGGAGGAGGAAGAGGAGGAGGAAGAUGAAGGCGACGUGCCCGGGUGGGAGGAAAAGGGCCGCUGGGUGUUUUACUUGGAUCUCGCGACCGACUUCGUCAAGACACUUGUCUAUCUGGGCUUCUUCGUCAUUCUCAUGACAUUCUACGGCAUACCCAUCCAUAUUAUGCGAGACCUGUUCAUGACGAUACGAUCCCUUCUCAAGCGAAUCAACGACUUCAUCCAGUACCGGAACGCGACCCGCGACAUGAACACACGCUAUCCAGACGCGACAGCAGAAGAACUGGAUCGAGAGAAUACAUGCAUCGUCUGUCGCGAGGAGAUGCGGCCCUGGACACAGCCAGGUGCGGAUGGUGCGCAGCCUGGCCGAAGGAUGGAUGAGCGACAACGGCCGAAGAAGCUUCCAUGUGGGCACAUCUUGCAUUUUGGCUGUCUUCGUAGUUGGUUGGAGAGACAACAAGUGUGUCCCACGUGCCGAAGACCAGUACUCGCAUCGGCGACGACACAGAACACACAGCGCAACAACCAGGCCAACCCCGGAGAGCAAAACCAGCAGAACCGAGAGGCGUUGCGAGCAAUGUUUGGAGGAAAUGCACAACAAGGUGCCGUUGGAGGGCAACAAGGUCAGGGCCAACAGGCAGCACCGCAAGGUGCACAGGCGAAUCCCCCAGCCGGCAACAUGCGCGUUUUCAACUUCGGACCCUUUCGAGUUGCUCUCGGGAAUAUUCGGGUACCACCCGGCCAACAGGAUAACGUCGCUGUGCAGAAUGCGAUUCAGCGACUGCGUCAACAGGCUGCCGCGAACAACGUGGCGCAAAAUCAAGACCAACAAAACCAAGCACAGGGCCACAUAGCGGUCACACAAGGCGUUGCUCCCAGCUUUCCUACUGGACCCAUGCCCGGAGCUAUCGCACUUCACCCGUCAGAUAUUCAGUCGGACAUACUGCGUAUACAACAGAACAUCAUUGAAUCGAUGCGAAGUUUGAACGUACAACAUGAGCAACUCGAGGUUCUCCACAGACUUCUUGCUGAGCUCAACCGACUUCAACAGGCUUCUGGCGUAACAGCCGCAAUAGGGCAAGAGCUACCGCCUAUUGCCUCGUUGAAUGCAUCCAGUACGAAUUCAUUUACUCCACAAGCCUAUUUCUCUAGAGGUUCCGUCUUGCGUCAGGGUGAUCCUGGUGUACCCGAAGGGCUAACGCUACCGGAAGGGUGGACAUUGAGGCCGAUGGCACUAGCGCCACGGACUGGCCAAGAAACCGCGACACGUCCAUCCUCGCAACCUGGACAUCUGGCGCAAGAAGACAGCUCGGCGCAACCUCAAUCGCAACCAUCGCAGCCAGUAGUGGGAUCUGAAGCAGGGCCUUCAACGUCUGCUACUGUGACUCCUCAAAGCCAGCCAACCCCAUCAGCGCCAAACGCGACUGUUUCUGAUCAGUCCUCGACUUCGUCCCCAAAGCCUGCCGAUCCCAAUAGUCUUGAGUCUAGCUGGAGUUUUGGCAACGUAGGGGAAAGGACUGAGACUGAGGGUUCAAGCUCUGCGGUUGCUGACAAUAAUUCGGACAGUCAGGGUGCGACGAGGCGGACGGUCACCAUGGAAGAUGUUGCAGACGUUAAACCUCAGCUGCCUCCCAAGACACCACAUCGAGGCGGCUACGUGCAGGUCGUGAACAGCACAAGGUUGGAACGGUGGCCUAGGCGGUGCGAGGACACGAUGGCGGUCAAGUUGGACCAUGCACAUGUUGCGCGUAAGGCUGAAGAAGCCGAGGUAUCUACAUGUGUCUCUGGCAUUAUAGAAGCCUUCACAAAUGGAUUGGACAUCUUCAAAAAGUUGCGCGAGAGGAGAAGAAAGCGCAGAUCAAAGAGAGAUACCGAAGUACCUGAUUCAACAAGUACUGCGGAGCACCAACUUUCAAAAAGCUUACGCAGAGGGCCGGAGGAGGUGGCCGGGAAGUAUACUGAAUGCUACUACAGCGGCAUCGGGCCGCGAUUCGCAAAGGGCGACUCUAUUGCCCAUGCAUCCCUCGCAGAGAUCUUGAUCAAAUUAAACACCGGCCUAGUUGCUAUUAUCGCAGCGUUUUUAAAUCAUGAUGGACACAAAAGCGGAAAGGGCCACCUAGAUCUAGACUACAAGUCAUUGACCCAUCUCUCCGAUGCAUCACGUCGCGAAGCACUACAAAGCCUUGCUCAAUUGUAUCAGCGACUAAGCCAAUCUCAACUUCAGCUGCAUAGCAUUGGCGCUCCACCAUGCCCGCGAUGCGGCACAAGUAAACACCACGACUGUUCUUCUCGAAGCACCAGUCCUGAGAAGGAGAAGAGAAAGCACUCGAGCUCUUCUCGCCAACGCUCUUCAGGCCCAGUAGUAACACGCAUGUCCAUCAAAAGUCGGAGCUCGAAUGAACCACGGCUCGUCGUCAUGCGACCAAAGACCUCCCGUAAAGACAGCUCAUCGAGUAAGAAAUCUAGCUCAGUGAAGUCGCCAUCCAAUUCAUCACGCAGCUCUUCUCCAUUGGCAUCUCCCGAGCCAAAGAAGAUUCAGAUGGCACCACAACUACCCCUUUAUGUACCUGUCGAGCCAUUCGAGAUUGAAACGUCUGGUGUUAUCAGAGGUACACUAGGUGGCGGUCCAACAAAGACAAGUGGUGCUGUCAAGCAGCGCGUUGAUUCCUUCGACGACCCACGCGAACCAUGGCCCCAGGAAGCUGCCUACACCACUAGCAAAUCACCCUCCCCAAAGCACCUCAAUGAGCCUACCCCCAAGCUCCCUACCUUUGCCCCUACAACCCGCCGCUCCUCGUCUCCUGCUCACUCCAAACCUUCAGUCUCUUCCAAGCCGCCAGUUCCAAACAAACCUUCCUACCUAUCUCCUCCGCCAUUACUCGAUCAGGCCCCAGCGACCCUUCACUUCCGUCGUCGCUUGGACAAAGCCACACCAUCUAGCUACACUUUUGCUUCCGACAGCACGAGAUUGGGAGAGAUACCACAGAGACAGUGGACUAAGCCAUUUGAUUAUGAGGAAGCUGAACGACUCAACGCGGAGGCUGCCCUGACUGGCUACCCAAAUGCACCGAUGGCAGACUCCAAGGACGCCAAAAAGAAGAAGCGCUUUGGCUUCAUGCGACGAGGUGAUUAA